GGAAUAAGAAAAGAAGUUGAUUUUGUGUGUGAAGUAAGCUAACUUCUGCUUUGUAAAUGCUUUUGUGGGUUGAUAGCAAAGGCUUUCAGGAAAAGCAUUUUCCCCCCGCCCUUCUCUCUGCUGGCUCGUUUGAACUUUUGGAGAUGAUAUCUUCAAAACCGUUGCCUUUUUAAUUUUUUUUUUAUUAUUUUAACUUCAGUUUCUUCUCAUUUAUUUCUUUCACGCCUCCCCCAAUCCAUUCUCAUCCACUACAACUGUGCCAACAGUGAGAUUCUGUUAUCUUUUGUCAUCAUGGAACUUGAAGGAAGCUUAAAAAUUUUAGGAACCAUGUUUUGAUUUGGUGUUAUGUUGGGGAAGCUACAUCUAUAUAACAUCCAUUACUGGAUUGCUAUUUUUGAGGCUUGUACACUUGAUUCUGCUUUGGACUUCUGCAAGUACAUCUUUUGAGUUCAUGGCUGUUUGAGAUAUUCAAGUCCACAGAGCAUGAACUCUCCAUCAGCCCAUUUUGUCCCCGCCAGAAGGAUAGCAGUCUAUGACCCUAUCCAGCAGAUUAGCAUGUGGGGAGAAAACUUCAAAAGCAACAGUAAUCUAAACACAUCCGCAUCCUUGAUUGUGGAGGACGUGAAACUUGAUAAUCAGUCAGAGGAUGCUUCACAUGGUACAGUGGGACCUUCUGACCAAUAUGACCAAGAAGCAACUAAUAAACCUGCUGAUAAGGUACAAAGACGUCUUGCCCAAAACCGGGAGGCUGCUCGUAAAAGCCGUUUGCGUAAAAAGGCCUAUGUUCAGCAGUUGGAAACAAGUCGUUUGAAGCUGAUUCAAAUAGAGCAAGAGCUUGACCGUGCCCGGCAGCAGGGCUUAUACAUGGGUGGUGGUUUAGAUGCUAGUCAGCUGGGGUUCUCUGCAACUGUAAACUCAGGGGUUGCUACAUUUGAGAUGGAGUAUGGACACUGGGUGGAAGAACAAAAUAGACAGACCUGUGAUUUGAGGAAUGCUUUGAAUGCACAUAUAGGGGAUACAGAACUUCAAAUGCUGGUAACUGAUGGCUUGUCGCACUAUUUUCAACUUUUCCGCAUCAAAGCAACAGCGACAAAAGCUGAUGUCUUCUAUGUGAUGUCUGGCAUGUGGAAAACAUCAGCUGAGCGUUUUUUCUUGUGGAUCGGAGGGUUUCGCCCUUCAGAACUUCUCAAGGUACUUGUGCCUCAGAUUGACCCCAUGACAGAACACCAAGUUUUUGAAGUUACUAAUCUUAGACAAUCAUGUGAGCAAGCUGAGGACGCUCUUACGCAAGGUAUGGAUAAACUCCAGGAAACUCUGGCCAAGACUGUAGCAUCUAGUCAACUGGUUGAAGAAAACUACAUUCCGCAGAUGGGUACUGCGGUGGAGAAGUUGGAAGCUCUAGUGAACUUUGUGAGUGAGGCUGACCAUAUUCGGCAAGAAGCCCUGCAUCAGAUGGCUCGCAUCCUGACUACCCGCCAGGCAGCUCGAGGUCUGCUUGCUUUGGGAGAAUACUUCCAACGCCUUCGAGCGUUGAGCACUGUUUGGGCAACCCGCCCUCGUGAGCCUGCUUAGUGUUACCAUGUAAGAGGCUACAAGCUCAAAAUCUAAAUGAUGUUUAUCACAACCAGCAUCAUACCACGGCCACCAGAGGGGCACUUUAGUAAUGCUGUUAUGAAGAUAUGUAGACACGAUCCCAUUUGCUGACAUUUUUCAAUCAGCCUCCCGCCCCUGAGAACUUGUAUAUAUACUAUCAGCCAUUUUAUCUGAGAGAAAAUCUGUAGUUAAGGUAAUUUUUAGUGCUUGUACAUUAUCUUGUCUUAAAAGUUCAUAUAUUUCAGAUUUAAAUUUUAAGUUCACAGUUGGAACUAUGUCA
Messenger RNA from Corylus avellana, 1873 nucleotides. NCBI's taxonomy places the organism in Eukaryota, Viridiplantae, Streptophyta, Magnoliopsida, Fagales, Betulaceae. The record is from RefSeq and is a predicted model, not a curated record.